Messenger RNA from Ilex paraguariensis (yerba mate), 252 nucleotides. Lineage: Eukaryota; Viridiplantae; Streptophyta; Magnoliopsida; Aquifoliales; Aquifoliaceae. The record is from the annotation of a GenBank genome assembly.
AUGCAGGGAAAGGCUGCUAUUGGGGUUGUUGUUUGGGAUUCGACUGAUUCUUUUGUGGAUGAGAUUGGUAAGAUGGUCAUGGCAUCCUCCAGCCUCCAAGCAGAAGCUAUAGCAGUCAGAGAGGCUUGCCUUUUUGCGAGCGCUGCACAACUCAAGCAUUCUUGUGUUGAGAGUGACUGUCAAGUGGUUAUUAAACUUUCCUCCACCGAAGAUGCUCCCUUGGGAAAUCAAAGCUCUUAUAGCGGACAUUAG